Messenger RNA from Solanum verrucosum, 1053 nucleotides. Its product is annotated as E3 ubiquitin-protein ligase RZFP34-like. The record is from RefSeq and is a predicted model, not a curated record. The coding region runs from base 93 to 959 and encodes 288 amino acids. Gene Ontology annotation, molecular function: ubiquitin protein ligase activity; zinc ion binding. Gene Ontology annotation, cellular component: nucleus. The transcript has 13 exons. NCBI's taxonomy places the organism in Eukaryota, Viridiplantae, Streptophyta, Magnoliopsida, Solanales, Solanaceae. Gene Ontology annotation, biological process: ubiquitin-dependent protein catabolic process; protein ubiquitination.
UCUUGUUCUUAUCUACAAAAAAAAUCCCAAAAGGGAUUUUUGAGUAUCCGUUGGAAAAAAAUAAUCUUGAUUCAGUAGAACUGGUGAAGAAAAUGGAAUGUAGUUUGAAGGAACAUAUAACCACUCUUUCUUUUGCUGCUUAUGAAUCUGUGACAGAAAUGGGUUCCGGAAAUUAUGGGUGCUCGCAUUAUAGAAGAAGAUGCAAAAUUAGAGCACCUUGUUGUGAUGAGAUAUUUGAUUGCAGACAUUGCCAUAAUGACUCAAAGAAUUCUUUAGAUGUUGAUCCACUCAAACGACACGAUAUUCCUCGCCAUGAUAUUAAAAGGGUCAUUUGCUCUUUGUGUAAUACUGAACAGGAUGUUCAACAAAAAUGCAUCCAAUGCGGGGUUUGCAUGGGGAAGUACUUUUGCUCAAAAUGCAACUUCUUCGAUGAUGAUGUCUCGAAGAAUCAAUACCACUGUGAUAAAUGCGGAAUCUGCAGAACGGGUGGCGAGGAGAACUUCUUUCACUGUGACACAUGUGGAUGCUGCUAUACAAAUUCGAUGAAGGAAUCACAUAAAUGUAUAGAAAGAGCGAUGCACCACAAUUGCCCUGUUUGCUUUGAGUAUAUUUUUGAUACAACAAAAAACAUCAUCGUCUUGCCUUGCGGUCACACAAUGCAUCUGGAAUGUGUCAUGCAGAUGGAACAACAUUUCCAGUAUUCUUGUCCUGUUUGCUCAAGAUCAUACUGUGACAUGUCUCGAGUCUGGGAACAACUGGACCAGGAGGUUGCGUCAACAGCUAUGCCUGAAAUGUAUCAGGACAAGAAGGUUUGGAUUCUUUGCAACGACUGCGCGGAAACAUCUGAGGUUAACUUCCAUAUAGUAGCACAUAAAUGUCCAAGUUGCAAAUCCUAUAAUACAAGGCAGACAAGAGGAGGGUCCAGUUCAUGCUCUAAUAUUACCGAUAUGAUCAGAUGAGGUUCUUAAUCGCGACAUUAGAUCAGGUUUUUUCUUCAAAUUACUAUUUGCCUGAUUAUAAACGAUGAAAUCAAUGCCCACGAGUCACGACUGC